CCUGAGCCGACACCCACCCCGGCCUCCGGCCCUGGCUACUUCGGCGUCAUCUCAGCCCGCAGUGCUUCGCCCAUUCACCUCCAGUCCCUGACCGCUCGUGGUGGAAAGUUCUACCUCGGCGGCGGCCCACCAUCCAGCUACUGCCCCGAGGCCGUCGGCGCCGCCUGCCCUCCUGGCAACACCACUGUCUUCGCUGGCGGCGACGAGACGCUCUCCCUCGGUGUCAUCGUUCCCGGUGGCCAGCAGGUCUACGUUGCUGCGGAUGGCGCCCUGAGCUACACCACUGCUCACUCCGCGUACAUCCCCGCUGGCUCUGUCGUCGACCAGUUCAGCAAGACUGCUCCUUCCGGCGGUAACAGCUUCGGCUACCUCAACUUCGAGACGGGCUUUGUUGCUUGCCCUGUUGGUGGUGCUGGCCAGGGAUACCAGGUCUACGGCCAGACUCAGGGUUUCGAGGCUAGCUCCGAGUGCCUUGGCUUCAGCGCUCUUACUUCUGAGGUCGACCAGCCUGGUGCGUGGCAGUACUAG
This is a messenger RNA of Macroventuria anomochaeta, 528 nucleotides long. RefSeq lists its product as uncharacterized. The annotation marks the transcript as partial. The record is from RefSeq and is a predicted model, not a curated record. The transcript has 2 exons. NCBI's taxonomy places the organism in Eukaryota, Fungi, Ascomycota, Dothideomycetes, Pleosporales, Didymellaceae.